AUGGAGCUUUUAUUUAUGCUUCUUGCUUCUUUCACCUUUUUCUUCUUUCUCUUCCUCCUCCAUGGCUUCGACCUUCACGGUAGAAGGAGAUUACCUCCGGGGCCUGCCGGCUUCCCCAUCAUCGGAAAUCUCCUUGACAUUGGUUCAAAACCCCAUGAGUCCCUAGCCAAACUCUCCCAGAAACAUGGUCCACUUAUGACAGUCCGAUUGGGCAGCAUCACCACCGUGGUGGCCUCCACACCUGAGGCUGCCAGAGAAAUCCUCCAACUGAAUGACGAGGCCUGCUCCGGCCGUAUUGUCCCAGACGCCGUCACCACCUUUCAGAACCAUGACAUGGCUGUUCUAUGGAUCUCAACAAAUGAAGAGUGGCGGUCCAUCAGAAAAGCCCUCAACACAUGUCUCACCCACCAACACAAACUCGACACCGUUUCCGACCUUCGACAGAAAGUGGUGGAUGAGGUGCUGGAGUUCCUUCGGGAGUCUGGCAGGAAAAAGGAGGCGGUGGAUAUCGGAAAGUUGGCAUUCGCGGUGGCGCUCAACCAGAUGUCCAAUACAUGCCUUUCACAGAGCGUGGCCAGCUAUGAUUCCGAUGAUAUCGGAGGUUUUAAGACAGCCGUAAAGACAGUGAUGGAGGUGGACGGAAAGUUUAACAUAGCAGACAUAUUUCCGGUGCUGAAGCCAUUGGAUCCUCAGAACAUACGGCGGAAGGCGAAGGCAGCUUAUGGUUGGUUUGAUGAAGUGACAGAAGGGUUUAUAAGCGAGAGGUUAAAGCAUCGAGAGUUGAAGCUUCCAAGGUUGGGUGAUAUGUUGGAUUCACUGCUGGAUUACAGUGAAGAUGAGGAAGCCAACUUCAAUCUCUUACAUAUAAAGGCUUUACUUGUGGUAAAUCCUCCUUUAUAUAUAUAA
This is a messenger RNA of Cynara cardunculus var. scolymus (artichoke), 906 nucleotides long. Its product is annotated as geraniol 8-hydroxylase-like. Bases 1 to 906 code for a protein of 301 amino acids. The transcript has a single exon. Gene Ontology annotation, molecular function: monooxygenase activity; iron ion binding; heme binding. The record is from RefSeq and is a predicted model, not a curated record. Lineage: Eukaryota; Viridiplantae; Streptophyta; Magnoliopsida; Asterales; Asteraceae.